This is a messenger RNA of Gekko japonicus, 539 nucleotides long. It is a transcript of the gene RERG, whose product is annotated as RAS-like, estrogen-regulated, growth inhibitor. The annotation marks the transcript as partial. Gene Ontology annotation, molecular function: GTP binding; GTPase activity. NCBI's taxonomy places the organism in Eukaryota, Metazoa, Chordata, Lepidosauria, Squamata, Gekkonidae. The record is from RefSeq and is a predicted model, not a curated record. The transcript is spliced from 3 exons.
CUCUCGUUGUGCGCUUCUUAACCAAGCGGUUCAUCUGGGAGUACGAUCCAACGCUUGAGUCUACUUAUCGCCAUCAAGCCACCAUAGACGACGAAGUCGUUUCCAUGGAAAUACUAGACACAGCUGGCCAAGAAGAUGCUAUUCAGAGAGAGGGACACAUACGAUGGGGCGAAGGCUUCGUGCUGGUUUAUGACAUCACCGACCGGGGGAGCUUCGAAGAAGUCCUUCCCCUUAAGAACUUGCUGGAUGACGUGAAAAAACCCAAGAAUGUCACUUUGAUCCUAGUCGGGAACAAGGCGGACCUGGAUCACUCCAGGCAGGUCAGCACAGAAGAAGGGGAAAAGCUGGCCACCGAACUCGCUUGCGCCUUUUACGAAUGCUCCGCUUGCACGGGGGAAGGCAACAUCAUGGAGGCCUUCUACGAGCUUUGCCGGGAAGUGCGGCGUCGGAAGAUGGUCCAGGGCAAGACCCGGAGACGGAGUUCCACCACUCACGUCAAGCAAGCGAUUAACAAGAUGCUCACCAAAAUCAGCAGUUAA